GGCUGGUUAUGCUGGGGAAUGGGAGCUUAGGGAAGAGAGUGAGGGCGUGGAGGAGGGGAGUUGGUAUUUCUUCCGAGAUCGCCCUGUAGUGGUGGGUGCUGUCCUUGCAGGCAGGGGGUCAGCCAUGGUGUGGUUCCCAGCUCAGAGGCUUAUCCAACCUGUAAGGGGCAUGUGCAGCUUUUCAGGCUGCAAGUUCUGUUUCUUUCGGAAAUUGUCCAUUCAGCCUGUUCAACAGAAGAAGAUUCCAAACCGAUACCUAGGUCAGCCUAGCCCUUUCACACACCCACAUCUUCUCAAAUCAGGAGAAGUAACACCAGGAUUGUCACAAGUGGAAUAUGCUCUCCGUAGACACAAGUUGAUGGCUCGGAUACACAAAGAGGUGCCAGGAAUGGACCACACAGUGAUUCUGCUAUCCAAUCCCACCUACUACAUGAGCAAUGAUAUUCCAUUCACCUUCCAUCAGGACACUAACUUUCUAUAUCUGUGUGGAUUCCAGGAACCUGACAGUAUCUUAGUGCUGCAGAGUGUGCCUGGCAAACCCUUGCCAUCCCACAAAGCUCUGCUGUUUGUCCCACGGCGGGAUCCAAGCAGAGAGCUAUGGGAUGGGCCGCGGUCUGGUACUGAUGGGGCAGUGGCUCUCACGGGUGUGGAUGAAGCAUAUACCAUAGAGGAAUUUAGGCACCUGGUGGCUAAAUUUAAAGAUGAAUCUAGUAUGGUUUGGUACGAUUUUGCUAAACCUGUACAUCCACAGCUCCAUUCUGAUUACCUGCUGCACCUGGCUGAAGUCAAAGCUAGAAGCAAGAACCGUAUCCGAGCCAUCAGGCACCUAGUGCAAAACUUACGGCUGAUCAAAUCUGCUGCAGAGAUUGAGAAGAUGAAGAAUGCUGGAAAAGUGACAUCACAGGCAUUCGUAGAGACGAUGUUUGCAAGCAAAGCUCCAGUAGAUGAAGCAUUUCUGUAUGCUAAGUUUGAAUUUGAAUGCCGGGCUCGUGGUGCUGACAUUUUGGCUUAUCCCCCUGUGGUUGCAGGUGGUAACAGGUCCAACACCUUGCAUUAUGUGAAAAACAACCAGCUCAUCAAGGAUGGAGAAAUGGUCUUAUUGGAUGGGGGAUGCGAGUCUUCCUGUUACGUUAGCGACAUCACUCGCACCUGGCCCAUCAAUGGCAGGUUCACCAGUCCCCAAGCAGAGCUGUACCAAGCUGUACUGGAAGUCCAGAAGUCCUGCCUGAGGCUCUGCUCUCCAGGUGUGAGCCUAGAGAACAUCUACAGUCUCAUGCUGACGCUUAUUGGACAGAAGCUGAAAGAUUUGGGAGUCCUACAGCCAAGCACCAGUGAGAACCACCUCUUCAAGGCUGUUCGGAAAUACUGCCCACAUCACGUAGGACAUUACUUGGGAAUGGAUGUUCAUGAUACACCUGAUAUAUCCAGAUCAAUCCCUCUCCAGCCAGGCAUGGUGAUCACCAUCGAGCCAGGCAUCUACAUCCCCGAGGAUGAUGUAAGUGCCCCUGAAAGAUUCCGUGGCACUGGUGUACGUAUAGAGGAUGAUGUUGUUGUGACAGAGAACACACCAUUAAUCCUGUCUGCAGACUGCCCAAAGGAGAUCUAUGACAUUGAGCAGGUCUGUGGCUGCAGUCUUUGACACCUUGCUCAGAUUGUUGUUGUUUUUGCAAAAUCUUGGUCAAGAGCUCGAAGAGGUAUUUUCUACAAAAGGAAGAGCAAUCAUAUGAAAUGCUUAAAGAAGCUUAGCCCUCCUAAUGGACAUGUUCAGUGAUAAUCUCUAUGCCUGUCAUUUCCAUUGUUUAAAAAGUAAUAAAGGAUGGAGUUCUGUAGAGACUCUACUGCUAUUUUAUUUUGUAUGUAAUAUUUGUGAAAUGUAUGCAUCUUUGAUGUGGCAAAAACAUUUUUACUUUUCUUCUAUCUCCUAUUUAGAACAAAUUCAGAACAAA
Elgaria multicarinata webbii is the source of this 1946-nucleotide messenger RNA. RefSeq names its product X-prolyl aminopeptidase 3 (gene XPNPEP3). Gene Ontology annotation, biological process: proteolysis. Gene Ontology annotation, cellular component: mitochondrion. Bases 125 to 1639 code for a protein of 504 amino acids. The transcript is spliced from 11 exons. NCBI's taxonomy places the organism in Eukaryota, Metazoa, Chordata, Lepidosauria, Squamata, Anguidae. The record is from RefSeq and is a predicted model, not a curated record. Gene Ontology annotation, molecular function: manganese ion binding; metalloaminopeptidase activity.